AUGUCAAAUGGGCUUCACCUGCGCCAUGGUGCGGCACGGAACUGAACCGCCGACACCUGGAUGUAUAUCCAUGGAAGAGGCGAUCAUGCUGCAUCAAGCGUUACAGGGCGGCCCUACCGGCCCAGGCACCGGGAUUAUCGCCCCUUCCCGGCAACAGACGGUUCCCAGUAUGAACAUGCUCGGAAUCAACCAACAGGGCGGAGGCUUUAAUCAACGCUUCGGUCAGGGUAUUGUCGGCAGCCCCACCACUAUGUUUAAUCAGCAACAGCAACCAAAUAGCAUGGCAUUUGACGAUCUGAGCAUGGGACCUUUUCCUUUAGGAACCCAAGGGUUCCCAAUGGGCGGGGGCGGUCCAUUCCCGCCAGGCAUGGGUGGCUCUAAUCCCUUCGGUACUGGUAUGCCGCAGCAGUUCGGCGGGAGGAAUGGAUUCGGCGGUCCUCAGGAUAUGAGGUUUAUUGAUCCGACUACCGGGCAGCCGGUUGCGCAGCGCGGUCCAUUCCCGCCUGUUAUGGGUGGUCCAAACUCUUUUGCCAAUGGUAUGCCGCGCCAGUUCGGUGGGAGAAACGGAUUCGGCGGACCUCAGGAUAUGCGAUUCGUUGAUCCAACCACCGGGCAGCUGAUUCCGAAGAGCCAGUUCCGGGUAAAUCAAGGAUCAAAUCAAAUGCAUGACAAGGACCAUACCGGUGGAAAUACUAAUCAUUUGCAUGGUAGUGCUGGUGUAGGUGCACAUUCCACGGGACAGUCAGCGGGAAUCACAGCUUGCCAGGUGACUAAGCGGUGUUACCCAAGUCACGUGUGUGUCCGCACGUGGUCAAUAGCACGUGGUGUGCACGUGGAGCGAUGCGUAACACCCAUGCAGCUGGUGUCGGCGCUACAAAACAUGCAAGAGGAAACACGACAGCACCUCCGCCGGCAACGCCUAGCCCGAGAACGAAGCACUGGGGACGAAAUAUUUAGAAUGCGCGUAAGACAAACUUCAGCCGAAAAUCUACCGACCGCGCAUGCACGAGAACUGUUGGAACGUCCAAGAUUAGGAACCCAGGAGAUUGUCAAACCACCGGUGAGUCAGGAACCAGUUCCGUCUGUGCUUCCGCAAGUCGGCAACGAUCCGCCGCCCCUCAUGCUAACGAUACACCAAAUGACAACAUUCGAAGAACAGGGUACGUCUAACCGACAAAUACCCCCACCUUCUAAAGUUGCAAUUGAAAUCACUAAGGUAACACCACGUGGUUCUGAUUUAAGAGCUGAUUCCAGAGAUUCAGCAGAAACGUACACUACAGGUAAGCCCUUCAAACCAGAUCCUUCCGGAAUCAGUACUUCUGAAAACACGGAAACUGUUCCAACCACUCGCUCGUUUGAGCAGACAGCGAGCCCUGACGCCGUCGAGCAAUUCGGGUUUUCAGAGCCGCCAAACGAAGUAGUCCAGUCGCAAACAACGCCUGCAGUAACGGCGGUGGUCCCGGAUGUGACGUCAUGCCAACCGUGCACAGAUCACGCAGAUUGCAAUGACAUAUUCAGUUACUGUAUCGUGCGAACAGGCUGUCCAACCAAAGUGUGUCAUACUGUUACGCCGUAAACAAAUGAACUUGACGCCGUCGCAUAUUUAUGUUUACCCUGCGUUUUUGCCUAUUUGUGUCAUUGGUUCGCAUCUACAAAGUUGUUUAUGUAAACUUAAAUAAAUUAAUGAAAAGCAUCAAUCUGAAAUCUAAGUCGAUCUACGAAUCGCAACCGGUGUAGAUUUUUGUCUUAGUUAUACUCCGGUAUAGAAUCAGCAUGA
Dreissena polymorpha is the source of this 1777-nucleotide messenger RNA. RefSeq lists its product as uncharacterized. The transcript is spliced from 4 exons. NCBI's taxonomy places the organism in Eukaryota, Metazoa, Mollusca, Bivalvia, Myida, Dreissenidae. Bases 8 to 1576 code for a protein of 522 amino acids. The record is from RefSeq and is a predicted model, not a curated record.